AUGCCCGGGGCCAGGUUGGUCAGACGCAUGCCCGGGGCCAGGUUGGUCAGACGCAUGCCCGGGGCCAGGUUGGUCAGACGCAUGCCCGGGGCCAGGUUGGUCAGACGCAUUCCCGGGGCCAGGUUGGUCAGACGCAUGCCCGGGGCCAGGUUGGUCAGACGCAUGCCCGGGGCCAGGUUGGUCAGACGCAUUCCCGGGGCCAGGUUGGUCAGACGCAUGCCCGGGGCCAGGUUGGUCAGACGCAUGCCCGGGGCCAGGUUGGUCAGACGCAUGCCCGGGGCCAGGUUGGUCAGGGUGUAAGGGUAUGUGUCAUGGCUAUUUUGUCUCAGCUCCUGACUAUAACCUCUCUCUUGUCUUUGUUAGGUCUGGCCAGCAGCACAGAUAACAUCUACACCCAGACAGAUGUGACCUGUGUCUACAUCUAUGAGAACCAGAGGUGGAACCCAGUCACAGGAUAUACCAACAGAGGCCUCCCAACAGACCGUUACAUGUGGAGUGAUGCGACGGGACUGCAGGAGUGUACCAAGGCCAACACCAAGCCUCCAUCCCCUCACUGGACAUGGGUGAGCACCACUAACUGGACAAAAAAUGUCAAUUUCACCCUCAAUGGACAAUCUAACUUUUGAACUUGAACUAAGUGCCAUUAGAUGACUAAACAAGCUUGUUGUGCUAACUGCUCUGUCUCUAUCAGGUGACAGACUGGGCCAUUGACUACGGUAUCUCCGGAGGGACAGACAGAGAGGGUUGGCAAUACGCAGCUGAUUUCCCAACGUGAGUAUAUCUAACCUUCCCCAAUACAUCUUCAUUGGUCUAUCUAUCGCAUACCAAGCUGAAUCCUUUCCCUGCAUGAAAGCAGCCAUGAUGUGCGUUUGUUUCCAUCACUAUCUUGUGUUUUCUCUCCCUCCCUCUGUAUGUACUCUUCCAGAUCGUAUCAUGGCCACAAGACCUUGAAGGACUUUGUUCGUCGUAGGCGAUGGGCCAGGUACUGUAUGUUAAUACACAACAAUGGCCCUGUUCCCUCAUCACUGGUUGUUUAGGAAGCACACUAUGGUCUGUAAGCUCAGAUCUAGGAUCAGUUUUACUCUACCUAAAUCCUAACCUUAACCAUUGGGGGAAGGAAACAAAACAACUGACGUUAGAUCAGCGUCUAGAGCAGAGUUCUUCAAUCCCUGUCCUGAGGACCCACAGGGAGUGCAUGUUUUUGCUCCAGCCCAGUACUUACACACCUAAUUCAACUAUUGGUACACUGGUCUAGGUGCAACUUAACUCCUAUUUGAACAACCCUUGUAUUUCCUCUGACAGGAAGUGUAAACUGACGACCACAGGGCCGUGGCAGGAAGUCCCACCCAUCCCGUUGAGUGACGUGACCAUCAUCUUGUGUGGAGCUCAGAGCAGUGUUGAGCCGAUCCCUCUGUGGGCCAUCAGUAACAAGGGAGACGUGCUCUGUAGACUGGGGGUCACCCUACUGACGCCUGCCGUGAGUCACACACACACACAAUAUGUAAACAUACAACACACAUGUCCACACAGACAUUGUGAUUGAUAACAGAAGUGGUUGUGUGUGUUUCUAGGGGACGUCGUGGCUCCACGUGGGCACAGACCAGCCCUUUAAGUCUAUCUCCAUCGGUGGGGCCAACCAGGUGUGGGCCAUCGCCAGGGAUGGCUCUGCCUUCUACAGGAGCUCCGUGUCCACACAGAGCCCUGCAGGUCAGUCAGAGAAUCAUGCAUAACCCACACACUCUGACAGAACCCAGGGGUCCUCCUUUCAGUCCUGUUGUGUCUUAAUGCUAAUCAACAGUUCAGUCAAAUCCCUCCAAUGUAUUUUUGAAGCCGUUUUUACAUCAGUCAUAAAGUGCUUUACAGUAAUAGCUUAAUUACCUCUCUCUGAGUUCUGGUUCCUAUCACAGAUAUGCACCUAAUGAUGAAAGUACUCUAAUCACUGGCUGGUUAAUGUACUAUUGCCACCUGCAGGAGUCUGCUGGUACCACAUCCCGUCUCCAGCCAGACAGAAGCUCCAACAGGUGUCUGUAGGGAGGACAUCAGUCUACACUGUGGAUCAAAAUGGUACUACAGACAAGAAUGUCAUGACUUACUAUGACAUGUACCUUUAUUAUUGCCAGACGUCUAUUAGUUGAACCAUCUCUUCUUUAUUUUUGUCAUGAUUUUAAUUUGGUGCUCUCCGUCCAGGUAACCUUUGGUUCAGACAGGGCCUGACUCCCAGCUACCCCCAGGGAUCGUCAUGGGAACACAUCUCCAACAAUGUACGGAAGGUCUCCGUAGGACCUCUGGACCAGGUGAGCAGAAUCUACAAUCUAAAACCUGGGUGGUUGUUGUCGGCAGUAAUGAAUGAUAAUGACUUUCUCAUUGUUGUUGUGAAGGUGUGGAUCAUAGCUGACAAGGUGCAAGGCAGCCACAGUCUGAGCUGUGGGACAGUCUGUCACCGUCUUGGGGUUCAGCCCAUGGAGCCCAAGGGACAGUCCUGGGACUACGGCAUCGGGGUGAGACCCUUAACCUUACCUCUAACCCACCAACCUGCUUCUGAGACACCAAUGACUUUCAACAGAAAGGUUUUCUUGGUGGGGGGGCUGUCUGACUCUCUCUCUCUCUCUCGAGAGCGAGAUAGAGGAGAGAGCGACGAUCGACUGAGAUAGAGAGAUCGUAGAGGCGCUAGCUCUAUGCUCUCUCAUCUAUCUCUCUUCUUCUGUCUCUCCCCUCUCUCUCUCUCUCCUCUCUCUCUCUCUCUCUGUCUCUCUCUCUCUCUCUCUCUCUCUCUCUCUCUCUCUCUCUCUCUCUCUCUCUCUCUCUCUCCUCAGGGUGGCUGGGACCACAUCACUGUGAGAGGGAACUCCAUAGAGGCUCCCCGUGUCCGUAUGCCCUCCCUGACAGCCUCCCUAAGG
This is a messenger RNA of Coregonus sp. 'balchen', 2897 nucleotides long. The record is from the annotation of a GenBank genome assembly. Lineage: Eukaryota; Metazoa; Chordata; Actinopteri; Salmoniformes; Salmonidae.